Blepharisma stoltei is the source of this 5814-nucleotide messenger RNA. The record is from the annotation of a GenBank genome assembly. NCBI's taxonomy places the organism in Eukaryota, Ciliophora, Heterotrichea, Heterotrichida, Blepharismidae.
AUGAUAAAUAGAGAAGAGAAAUCGUUUAAUGCUAUCUCACUCUAUGAGUGAACAAAAUGUUUUACUUGCUCACUAAGGAGCUAAUUUAUUUUUUAAAUUUAAUUUAUAAAUUAUUUCUCUUCAUAAAUUUAUUUGCAAGAAUUAGCCCGAAAUUUUAUUUCAAUAAUUAUUCUUAUAUUUCAAAAUAUUCUUAUAAGCAAAUGAUAUGCUCAAAAAAAUUUGCUCGCUUCUAGAUUUUUUUUCCAAAAUCGUUGUGUUCGCUCACAGAUGAAUGAAGCUAAAAAAUCCAAUUUAUCGAAUCAACCACGAUUUUGAGCUGCUUUAUAUGCAGCAGAUGGAAUUUCAAAGGUGCUCGAAACAAGCAGAUGCAUCUUUGGUCAAAAUGAAAUGCAAAAUUGAUAAAUACUCUUUUGCAGAGACUUCUUUGCACUUUUUCCAUGUUAAUAACCCUUUAAGGAAAGUUUUAUUGGAAAUUACAAUGAGUAUUUGAUUUGACUGAUUUAUUUUGCUUGUCAUUAUUUUGAACAGUAUUUGUUUAGCUUAUGAUGUGCAGACUGAUAAUUGAUCUCAAUGAAAUGAAACAACGGAAAAAAUAUUUUUAGUGAUCUUUACAAUAGAAAUAAUUCUCAGAAUAUUCGCCAAAGGCCUAAUUGUGGGAAAAUAUACUUAUUUCAGAGAUUUUUGAAAUGUAUUUGAUUUUAUAAUUAUUUUGAUUGGAUGGAUUGGGGAAAUGCAAAACGAGAUUGAUCCAACUUUAAUGAGAACUAUUAGACUAUUCAGGCCAUUAAGAGCUAUUAAUAGCUUUCCUGAGCUGAAAUUAAUUAUUUUAUCAAUUAUGAAAUCUGUUCCUUUACUACUUGAUAUUUUAGCACUAUUUAGCUUAGUGAUAUUAAUAUAUGCUAUUGCUGGAACACGCAUCUAUGCAGGACUUUAUAACCAACAAUGCUAUACACAAGAUGGAAAUACUACAGGCGUUUAUUGCUAUUUAGACCCGAGCUGUAAAGAAUUUGAAGUUAACUGUGGAAGGUCAAAUUCUGGAUGUGGUGAUGGAGAAUAUUGUUGAGACAGCAAUUUAAAUUUGAAUAAUGGAGUUACUUCUUUUGAUAACAUUGGAAUUAGCAUUUUGACUGUUUUAAAUGUAGUUUUUAUUGAAGGGUGAAGUCCAAUUAUGUUUGAAGGGAGACUGGCUUAUAAUGAAGUUUUGACUAAUGAUUUAUUCUUUGUGUCUUUGAUUGUGAUUGGAGCUUUUUUCUUAUUAAAUUUGAUUAAAGCAGUUUUAUUUGUAAAAUUUCAUGAAGUCGUAAGCGAAGAAAAGCUUUUACUCUCUGUCCCGAGAGUGAGCAAAUGAUUGAAAAAUUCUAUUAGGAAAAAAAUCACAAUUUGCGGAGCAAACAAAAAUUUUUUGAAUAUAAAAUUAUUUUUAUAAUAUAUAAGUGAUAAAUAAUACAACAAAACCUCUAGUUGAUUGUUUUUUAAAUUUCGAAAAAAUUAUAUAUAAAACUUUUUAAAAGAAAAUUAACCCCCUCUUAAGUGGAAAAAUUUUUUGUUCACUUAAGGAGGGCUUAACUGAAAUUAUUAUAGUACAGCCAUGUCAGAUUUUCACAUCGACGACCUAAAGGUAUUUUUCGCUCCCUCCAGAUAAGGCUUGCACUCGCAGCUCUGAGUUAAUGACUCUGGCUAGCCAUGCCACAUGCUAACAGAGUGGUCAUUUUCUGAAAAUCCAAAAAGUGAUUUCUCAUCAGGCUAUUGGCCAGACUAAACUUGAGCCCAGGAUGCAAGCCAUGAUUUCGCGUUGGGAAAUGGCCGAUUGGUCAAGCGAAUGCCUUCUGGCCUUGCUGAGCUGUCCCUUUCCAACUUCAAAGUUCCAUCUUCCCCCUAAUAUAACCUUUUCCUGGGUUUGAGCUGCCACCAGCCUUACAUUGCGCUCCACGGGACCAAUUAAAACCCUGCCGGCACACACUCACCUCAAGUGCUCUCCCUUACACAAGAUCUUUGACUCCUGCCUGGCUACAGAUGCUAAGAGGGUCAAGCUGAAAAAAAAAAAAACUCAUUGAGUUUUCAUCCCUCACUUUGCACUAAAAAAUGUCUUCGAAAUUUUUACACUUUCGAACAAAAAAAUACGAAUAAAAAAACCAAAAUGAGAGUUUUUAUCCUCACACUGUUAAGAGGGCAGGUGGUUCGCCACGCAAUUUUUAUUUGUGUCCUUAUGGAGGUAUAGUUAGAAAAAAAUAAAGGAAUUAUUUUCGAUGAAAAAGUGAUGUGUGACUUCAAGCCAAAAGAGCCUGAAGAUAACAGCGGAAUAUGAUAUUGCUGAUAUUUUAUAAGAAUAAAAUUGUAUAUUUUUAUUCAAAGCAAUAUUUAUUAUUGAUUAUAUGGAGCUUUUAUAAUGACAAAUACAUUUAUUUUGUCUACUGAAUACUAUGGAAUGAGUAAAUCGCAUGAAAACGCCGUGCUAUGUGCAGAUGCGAUUUUUACUUGAAUAUUUUUUGCAGAAAUGGUCUUGAAAUUAAUUGCUUUAGGAAUUAAGGGCUAUGCAGCUGAUAAUUUUAAUAUUUUUGAAGCAUUUUUAGUAGUCUUCGGCCUUUCUGAAAUUAUUGUGAUGAAUCUUUCAUAUGGCUUCGACUCAAUUGAAUUGCGAUUCUUAAGAACAGCGAGAAUAUUUAGAUUUUUUAAGCUAGCUCGAAGAUGAAAAGGGCUGAAAUAUUUAAUUGAGAAAGCUUGAAAAAGUGCAGAGCUAGUUAUUUACUUACUCCCACUCAUUUAAAUUGAUACGAAAUAUAGGUAAUAAUUUCCAUUUUUGUGAAACUUUGCUCCUUUAAGUGCUGAAACAAAAUUCUUUUUCAAUAGGAAAGUUUUAAAGGUUUAAAUUCUAAUUUUUAUAAAACUAAUGUUGACCUAAUUUAAUAAAAAAAGUGAUUAAAACAGUCUUCAUUAUGAAUCAAUACAUUUUCUUUAAGUCUUUAAAAACUUUAUCAAAUAUUUUUAUAUAGAGAAUUUUUUUUUAAAAAAAUACCUAUUUAAAUUGAGCAAGAUUUUUUAUUACAAUUUAAAGGGUGAAAGUUAGGAAUUCUUUGCUUUAUUGUAUUGUUUGUUUAUGCCAUAAUCGGUGUUCAGCUAUUCAAGGAUAAAUUAUAUGAAGACGGAGAGGUAUCUCGCACAAAUUUUAAUAAUCUAUUUUGGGCUAUUGUUACUACAUUUCAAUUAUUUACUGAUGAAAACUGAAAUUCUGUAUGAUAUGACUCAGUUAAUGGGGUUGGAUGGUGAGCAACAGUUUAUUAUUUAUCAAUACUUAGCAUAGGAAGUUAUGUCUUGUUUGAUUUUUUCUUAGCUAUUUUAUUAGAGCAGUUUGAAGAAAGUAAGGAAGAAAAAAAAUUAUAUAGAUCCAAUUCUGAGCUAACUGAAGCUAGUUUAACUGAUCAGAAAUUGGAGAAAAGAAGAAGAGAAAUUUUUGAGAAAAAAAUUAGGCAAAUUAAUGAAAGACAAUAUGAUCCUUUGCCGAUUUAUGGAAAAUCUCUGUAUUUAUUUUCAGUGGAUAGCAAGAUAAGGCAAAAUCUCAGAAAAGUUGUAUUACAUCCUUAUUUUAUCAAUUGAACAUUUUGGGUACUUAUUUUGGCAGCAAUUUUUAUAACUUUUGACAAAGCUAUUCCAGAUCCUUAUGAGUUUAAAGUAGCAACAGUAGGGAGAUAUUUUACGCUAAGCUGCUAUUGAAUUGAAAUCAUAAUAAAGGUCAUAGUAAGUGGGUUUAUCUUUGGAAAGCAUGCGUAUCUCAAAGAUGGAUGAAAUAUUCUUGAUUUUGUUAUAGUUAUUGUGCAUACUGUAAGACUUAGUACAAGACUUAUAUGGGAAAAUUCAAUACCCGCUGAUAUUUAUAUUGCUAAUUAGGAUGAACAGCACGGCUUGCCGGCAAGCCCAAAAAAAAACCUUCUGUUCAUACUAACUAACAAUAUAUUUACACAAGCAAUUUUAUCAUUCAGAGUUCUACGACUAGUAUCAAGAAAUGAAACGUUAAAAAAGAUUGUAACAUCAAUUAUCUCUGCAUUCCCAGUACUAUUUAAUGUUAUGAUUUUGUCAUUAUUGGAUUAUUUUAUGUUUGGAGUUGUAGGGGUAAUUUAUUUUAAAGGCGCUUUUUACACAUGCAGUGAUCCUAGCAUUGAAAAAGAAGAUGACUGUACAGGACAGUAUUUUAAUGGAACUGAUUUUCUAGAUAGAGAAUGAAAAAACACUGAUUACAAUUUUGAUAAUAUCCUUCGUGGAAUGAAUUUACUUUUCCAAAUCUCUUCAAUUGAAGAUUGGCCUAAUUUUAUGUUUACUAUAGUAGAUGCUGUUGGGCAAGGCCAAGCAAUGAAAAGGGAUCAUAAUCAGUAUGCAGCUUUGUUUGUAAUUGUAUUUUUAUUUAUUACAACUUUUUUUGUAGUAAAUUUAUAUAUUGGAGCAAUUGUAACAAAAUUUGGUGAAAUACAUAAUGAGCUUGAUGGAUCUCUAAUUCUAACGCAUAAACAAAAAGAAUGGGUGGAGACGCAAAAGCUUUUAUUAAAAGUGUCUCCAAAAAUUAAGUAUAUUAGGCCGAAAAAUAAAAUUAGGAAAAUUCUUUUUGAUUUGGUGCUGGAUUAUAAAUUUGACUAUUUAGUUACAGGCUGCAUCGUCAUGAAUAUGAUUUUUCUUUGUCUUUAUAACUCUGAAUUAGAUGAAGAGUUAUGACAUGUUCUAUAUUUUGGAUCUGUAGGAUUUACAGUGCUUUUUUCAAUUGAAUGUGGGCUGAAAAUUAUUGGUUUAGGCCCAAGAUAUUAUUUUGCAAAUAAAUGAAAUCUUUUUGACUUCAUUAUAGUUCUUUUAUCGCUUAUAUCUUUUUCUGAAACAAUUAUUGCGAAAAAUAGUAUAACCCUAGCAAAGCUCCUUAGAGUUGUACGAAGCUUAAGACUUAUUAGAUUUUUUAAGCACUUCAAACGAAUUUUUGAUUCUUUACUACUUUCUCUACCUUCAAUAGCAAAUGUAGUAAUAUUAAUUUUUUUAUUAUUGUUUAUUUAUGCAACUGCAGGAGCUACUUUAUGAGGAAAUCUUCAAUUUGGACAGUAUAUAUCAUCAGAAAAAAAUUUCACUGAUUUUUAUAAUUCAUUUAUGGUCUUAUUUAUAACAAUGACAGGAGAGGAUUGAGAUUUGCUUUAUUCCGAAUGUAUGGGCAUGGAAGGAUGUAAUGACUGAACUGUAUGUGGGAAUCCAUGAAUUGCUGCUAUUUAUUGGGUUUCUUAUGAAGUUUUAGCAGCAUUUAUAUUUAUGAACAUUUUUAUUGCAGUUUUAUUAGAAAAUUUUACGAUAGAAAACGAGGAUAAUCCUUUGAGAGGGGUAACAUCAAGAGACUUAGACAAUUUUGUUAAAGCCUGAAGUAAUUAUGCGCCUUAUGGAGAGCAUUUUAUUAGAACUAAAUAUCUGCCUAAAUUAUUAAAUGAAUUAGAAGCGCCACUUGGGUUCAAAGGGUCAAGACUUUCUAGACUGCAACUGAUUAGUAUUAUUUAUGCAUUGAAAAUUAAAGAAUACAAUGGGAAAGUAAUGUUUUCUGAAUGCUUAUGAGCAUUAGCAGGUGCUGUAAGUGGAGAAGAUAUGCCUAUAGGAGCUCCAUCAAUUGUUGGGAAAUCAAUGAAUGGGAAUUUUCAGUAUAAAGUGCCUAGAUUGCCUAAUAAAUCAAUUACAAGUACAGAAGGAACUUAUGCAGCGAAAACUCUAGUUGCUUAUGUAUUUUAUGAAAUGUGGAAAAGCAGAAAAGAAGCAAGAGAGAAGAGAAAUUUAUUUGCAGCAACACAUAUUUCAGAUCAACCAUAA